GUUCUCAUCUCAUCUCAGCUUAGAAACAAAGGCAAGACUUAUUUCCUGGAGAAAGACACUGGCACUUGACGAGACUGGAGUAUAUCCAACGUCCUACACUCCACUGAGGCUGUGGGCUGAGUUUUAGCUCCCCUAUUCCCAGCAGCCAGGGUGGGGGGAGCUCAUCGGACAGGAUCUCCCCUUCCCCUGGGACUGGUUUCCUCUGGGAAUUUUCUGCAGUGGGACAAAUCACUCCAUCCUUUACGGACAUGGAACACGUGGAGAGCAGAGAGGCCAAGGAGGUCGGAUCGCCGGGGUGUCUGGUCACCUGCCUGAACAAGGGCUGGAGGCGAGUCUGUGGCCGCUCUCCACCACGUGUCCUCCAGCCUGGAGGGUGGGAAGGUCUGGGACGAGGAGCCCUUCACCCACGACACCAGCGCUGCUCCAUGAUUGGUCAACCAGAGGCACAGUACAAGUGGGAUGUGCGAGGGACUCCAGGCCACCGAAUCUCCUACAACCAGUCACCCUACGAGCGUCCUAUCUGGAACCCCAAAUUCUGCGUCAUCUCCGGAAAUCAGCUUCUUAUGUUAGACGAGGAAGAGGUCCACCCCUUGUUGCUUCGGGAACGAAGGCACGAGCCUUCCUCGAGGACCAAACUGCUUCGGCGAACUGUCAGUGUCCCAGUGGAAGGGAGACACGCUGACCACGAGUAUCACCCAGGCAGGUCUUCACGGAGGAAGAGCAUUCCUGGAGGGAAGCAGCUGAGUAUGGAUGCUGUGACAUCGGCUCCCUUCAGACCCACACAGGGAUUCCUGAGCCGGAGGCUGAAGGGCUCCAUCAAGAGGACCAAGAGUCAGCCCAAACUGGACCGGACCAGCAGCUUCCGACACAUCCUGCCCCGGUUCCGCAGUGCUGACCACGACAGAACCCGUCUGAUGCAGAGCUUCAAGGAGUCGCACUCACACGAGUCACUGCUGAGCCCCAGCAGUGCAGCCGAGGCACUGGAGCUGAGCAUCGACGAGGAUGCCAUUAUUAAACCAGUCCACAGCAGCAUCCUGGGCCAGGAGUUCUGCUUCGAGGUGACCACUCCCUCGGGUACUAAGUGCUUUGCCUGUCGGUCAGGGGCCGAGCGAGACAAGUGGAUUGAGAACCUGCAGCGAGCGGUAAAGCCAAACAAGGACAACAGCCGACGGGUGGACAAUGUCCUGAAACUGUGGAUCAUCGAGGGCAAGGACCUGCCGCCCAAGAAGCGCUACUACUGUGAGCUGUGCCUGGACGAGAUGCUGUACGCCCGCACCACCAGCAAGGUGAAGACGGACAACGUCUUCUGGGGUGAGCACUUUGAGUUCAACAACCUGCCGUCUGUGCGUAACAUCCGCAUCCACCUGUACAAGGACACGGACAAGAAGAAGAAGAAGGACAAGAGCAACUAUGUGGGGCUGGUCAACAUCCCCAUCAGCAGCGUGGCCAGCCGCCAGUUCGUGGAGCAGUGGUACCCCGUCAGCCAGCCCAGCUCCAGCCGCGGCAAGGCAGGUGGCCCCACCAUCCGCAUCAAGUCCCGCUACCAGACAAUGAACAUCCUGCCCAUGGAGCUGUACAAAGAGUUUGCCGAGUACGUCACCAACAACUACAAGAUGCUCUGCGCCGUGCUGGAGCCCGUGCUCAGUGUCAAGAACAAGGAGGAGGUGGCGUGCGCCCUGGUGCACAUCCUGCAGAGCACGGGCAAGGCCAAGGACUUCCUCUCUGACAUGGCGAUGACGGAGGUUGACCGCUUCGUCGACCGUGAGCAUUUAAUAUUCCGUGAGAAUACCCUGGCAACCAAGGCGAUCGAAGAGUACUUAAAGUUGAUUGGUCAGAAAUACCUCAAGGACGCAAUUGGUAGGUUGGUGUACGUGACUGCUACACUCACUGCUACCGACACUCCAUUAACACAGGGGGAGUUUAUCCGAGCACUUUACGAAUCUGAGGAGAACUGCGAGGUAGACCCAGCCAAGUGUUCCUUUUCCACCUUGGCCGAUCAUCAGGCCAACCUGAGGAUGUGCUGCGAGCUGGCUCUUUGCAAGAUCGUCAACUCCCAUUGCGUCUUUCCUCGUGAGCUGAAAGAAGUGUUUGCCUCCUGGAGACACCGCUGUGCGGAACGUGGCAGAGAAGAUAUCGCUGACCGCCUCAUCAGUGCCUCCUUGUUCCUCCGCUUCCUAUGUCCCGCUAUUAUGUCUCCCAGCCUCUUCAACCUGAUGCAAGAGUAUCCGGAUGACCGAACCUCCAGGACCUUGACCCUGAUAGCAAAGGUCAUUCAAAAUUUGGCCAACUUUACCAAGUUUGGCAGCAAAGAGGACUACAUGUCAUUCAUGAAUGAAUUUCUGGAGCUUGAGUGGGGCAGCAUGCAGCAGUUCCUGAUGGAGAUUUCCAAUCCGGACACAGUCACCAAUGCAGCCAGCUUUGAAGGCUACAUAGACCUAGGCCGUGAACUCUCCACACUUCACUCCCUUCUGUGGGAGGUGCUGCCUCAGCUGAGCAAGGAAGCUGUGAUGAAACUAGGUCCCCUUCCUCGCCUCCUCAAUGACAUAAGUGGUGCUCUGAGAAACCCCUCACAUGUACAAAGGCAGUCCAGCCACAUCGCGGAACGCUACACCUCUGGGCCCAACAUCAACCGCGGCGUGUCAUCUGACCUUCAGAAGUACACAGUUAAGGAUCUGAAUAGCUCAAUUGAUAUGACCAGGCUGCCUUCUCCAACCAAGGAAAAGGGAAAGGAUGUCUUUUACGUGACACGGCCUCCACUUGCACGCUCCUCCCCGGCAUAUUGCACGAGCAGCUCGGACAUCACUGAACCUGACCCCAAGAUGAUGACUACAAACAAGAGCAUCUCCAUGAUGGACCUCCAGGACAGCAGGAGUAUGAAUAGCAUAAGCAACCUCCAAACGGUUGGCGACAUGUUAAAUAGCAGCCAGGCCUCCAUCGGAACCACAGUGGGCCUCAGACCAAGCCGGCUGUCUCAGGGCAGCGGGUCAAGUGUGUCAGGAGGUCUGCGACUGGGUCAGAUGGGCAUCACCACAGAUGGAUUGCACGGGCAACUGAGGGUCCCCUUGUCCUUUCAGAACCCCCUGUUCAACAUGACCUCAGACGGGCCCGCCUCACUACGGACUCCCGCUGAGCCUGGCGUCGGGCUCUUGGGUUACCAUGGCUACAGCAAGAGUGAAGACCUGUCGGCCAACAAGCAGAUCUUCCACAGCCACAGCUACAGCGACGAGUUUGCCCGCCAGAACAGCGAGUUCAGUCGCCGGCAGCUCUCGCUCACCGACAACCUGCAGCACAUGCUCUCAACGCCCCCGACCAACAUUGGCCCCCAGAGGAGGAUAGACCAGCCGCCACCUCCCCCUCCGCCUCUCGUACGGGGGAAGACGCAGCAGCUGACGGUCAGCGCGGCCCAGAGACCCCGGCCACCGAGUGCCAACUUACUGCAGUCACCUGCUGAGCCUGCCCACGCUCCCAAAGUGCGGCAGCAAUCGAUCAUGGCCAAAACUGAUGCCCCAGCUCCAAAACCCGCUAUUACCAAACAGGCCUCGCAUUCACCCUCGACGCUUCACCCCGUCACCCCCUCUGAACGCACCGUUGCCUGGGUGACCAACAUGACUCACUUGUCUGCAGAUAUCGAGAGCUCACAUCUGGAGCGGGAAGAGUACAAACUGAGGGAAUAUUCCAAAUCGAUGGAUGAGAGCAGGCUCGACAAGGGGCAACAGACCCAGUAUGAGGAGGAGAUUCUUUCCCUGAAGGAAAGGCUGCAGAUGUCAAACCGCAAGCUGGAGGAGUACGAGCGGCGGCUGAUGUCACAGGAGGAGCAGACGGGGAAGAUCCUGCGAGAGUACCAGUCACGCCUGGAUGAGAGUGAGAACCGUCUACGCCGACAGCAGGAGGAGAAGGACAGCCAGAUCAAAGGCAUCAUUAAUAGGUUAAUGGUAGUGGAAGACGAGUUGAGAAAAGAUCACGCCAACAUGCAGGAGGCCAUCGAUGCCAAGCAGCGGAUAAUCGACGUUCAGGAGAGGCAGCUCUCAACGAUGGGGGCCACCAACUCCCGGCUGAUGAGUACCCUAACUCACAUGAAAGACCGGUGCAGCGAGACCCAGCUGAAUGGCGUGAUGUCAUCGCACCCUCCGCCGCGCCUCCAGAUCACUGAAAAUGGCGAAUUCCGUAAUGCCAGCAACCACUGAUGCAAAGGGGAAGGGGGCUGGAGCAGGGGACAGUGGUGGGGGGGAGUGGAAGCAAAGUCAGGUGCAAAACAUCUCUCCUACCCCCUACUUAACUUCAUUUCUCCUCUCCCUUUCCUCCACUUUCCCCUGCUCAAGCGUGCCCGCAAUGGGAUGAAGCUGGCAAAACGGCAGAAAUGAGAACCAAUUUUAACUAUUAAUAAUUGUUUUAUAUCCUAUCGUCAUCCAUGCACGAACACUCCUGAGUUCAUUGGCUGUGGACAAUGCCUGGAUCUCGAUGCACUUAACGAGUGGUAUAUUUUUCAUUGCACUUUUUUACUUGUGCCGUGUUUAAAUGGCCUACUGUGUGAGAAAGAAAAGGAAAAUGUUUGAGAUAUAAAUAUAAAUAAUAUAUAUAAAUAAAUAUAACAAAAUUGUACAGUUCAUAAAAAAUCUCUAGUUAUGUGGAGAGUGGGUUUGAUUGAAAUCUUCACUUACAAGGCUACUAAUUUCGUGCUUGGCUAAUGCUCAUCCUUGGUGCAAUUGGAUAGCAUUUGGUCCCACCAGUUCUGGUUACUCUGAUUCACCAGGAAGGCAGUGUGCAUUUCUCCAUUGACACAUACUCUCCUCCGGGAGAACUUGAGCCAAAUUCAGCAGUGCUAGUGAGACUCUUGAAGUCAUCUGCCUUUUGUAAUGCACAUCAUCUCAAAUCUCUGAUGGAAAGAAACAGACCAGACAGAUUUUGGAAGUGCCCCUCUAUAUUGUCCUGACAACCAGAAAUUAUACAGUCCUGCUAU
Molecule: messenger RNA, 4957 nt
Organism: Hypanus sabinus (Atlantic stingray)
Lineage: Eukaryota; Metazoa; Chordata; Chondrichthyes; Myliobatiformes; Dasyatidae
Gene: syngap1a
Product: synaptic Ras GTPase activating protein 1a
Exons: 19
Coding region: 249-4184 (1311 amino acids)
Biological process (GO): regulation of GTPase activity; negative regulation of Ras protein signal transduction
Source: RefSeq, a predicted model, not a curated record